Molecule: messenger RNA, 609 nt
Organism: Salvia miltiorrhiza (redroot sage)
Lineage: Eukaryota; Viridiplantae; Streptophyta; Magnoliopsida; Lamiales; Lamiaceae
Product: transcription factor MYB60-like
Exons: 3
Coding region: 1-609 (202 amino acids)
Source: RefSeq, a predicted model, not a curated record
AUGGGAAGGAGAAGCUUUGAAUCGAAAGGGGAGGCCAUCCUUGGAACCUUUGAAUUGGAAGGGGAGGCUGGUGAUGGCUCGUCGAAUUCUGGAAAUGGUGACGGCGGCGUGGCGGACCGCCUAGAGCAGGAAGAAGGCAGUGGAGAAUGGCUCUCACCGGAAACUCGCCGGAAAUCUUGUCUCGGGAGGUGGAAGAACUAUCUCAAGCUGGGCAUCAAGAAAGGCUCCCUCACCCAAGAUGAGCAGUCUCUCGUCGUCCAUCUUCAGGCAAAGCACGACAACAAACGGAAAAAGAUCGCAGCUGAGGUCCCCGGCCGCACUGCCAAGCGUCUAGGGAAGAAGUGGUGGGAGGUCUUCAAGGACAAGCAGCAGCGCGAGCACAAGGAUAACAACAAGGAGGCCCUCGACCCCAUACUCGACUCCAAAUACGACCACCUCUUGGAGACUUUUGGUGAGAAGCUCGUGAAUUCCAUCACAAUGCCGCCAACUCCCAAUGGUGGUGGCACAUUCCUCCAACACACCGAUCCGUCCCCUGCUCCCUUGUCUAGGGAAGUCGUGUGGAGAGAAGAGAUUUUAGAGAGGGCAUUCCUUGUUCAUUCGAUUUUUUAG